AUGGGCCCGCGCCGGAGAAAGCCCGAAACACCAAGGAGGCGCCCCGCGAGCCCGGCUCCCGCUGCACGCCGGCCGGCCCCGUCCUUAGGCACGUCCUCCCGUUCACCUGCUCGCCGGCGAUAUAGAAUCCUGAAGGAGAUCCGAACUCUUCAGAAGACCACACACCUGCUGUUAAGAAAGACCCCCUUCUGCCGCCUGGCAAGAGAAAUAUGUGUUCAAUUCACUCGUGGUGUGGACUUCAAUUGGCAAGCCCAGGCCCUGUUGGCCCUACAAGAGGCAGCAGAAGCGUUUCUAGUUCAUCUCUUCGAGGAUGCCUAUCUCCUCUCCUUACACGCCGGCCGCGUCACACUCUUCCCGAAGGAUGUGCAGCUGGCCCGGAGGAUCCGAGGCAUUCAGGAAGGGCUUGGCUGAGCUCUGGCCACCCGCCCAAGUCUCUGGUUGAUACCAGAGCCUCUGCCUGUAGCCAGGACCAGAUCCACGGAGUACAAGGUGUUGCCUGGACUUGCUCUCUUGAAGCAGAGCGUGUGAGUUGCUUUCGUAGUUAGUUUUUUUUUAGAAGAAGACUGCAUGGCUUUCCUCUGUAACAGAGGUAAUAUAUGAGAGAAGCAACACAUUCCAGAAAUCCUGAGAAUAAUUUUCAGAUGAAGAGACUCUAAGGUUGACUUCACUUUGCAAAUUAUUCAUGUGACUGAUGAUUUGGAAGACAUCAGAUUUUCUAGGUCAUGGGCAAAAAGGAUAUUCACUGAUUAUUUUAAAUCUUCUUGUACCAUUUAAAUUUUUUACCAUAUAUAUAUUUACUUUUAUUUAAAACAUGAUGGAAAAAAUAAGAGAAGACCAGUCAUUUGCAUGGAAUAGCCUGGCGCAUCCAGCAUA
Messenger RNA from Odocoileus virginianus texanus, 873 nucleotides. The record is from RefSeq and is a predicted model, not a curated record. NCBI's taxonomy places the organism in Eukaryota, Metazoa, Chordata, Mammalia, Artiodactyla, Cervidae.